AUGGAUGCUCGUGCUUACUUCGCAGACAAAUGCACUGCAGGAGCCUAUGACAACACGCAGUAUCUUGCCCUCGAUCUCCUGGGGAAGGUGCUGAGCUACAGCGUUGACCUCUCAGGAGCGGGUUGCGGCUGCAACGCGGCGUUCUACCUCACCUCCAUGCGCCAGAACGCAGCACCGUCGCAGUGCUCCGAUCACUACUGCGACGCCAACAACGUUUGCGGCGAGUCGUGCGCCGAGAUCGACAUCCAGGAGGCCAACCAGCUGGCCUGGCACUCCACGCUCCACACCGCGACCGACGCGAGCGGGGUGGGCGGGGGCUACGGCGGGGGCGACAGCUGGACGGGCCCGAGGGACUGGGGCUCCGCAGAGUACGGCGAAGGCGCCAGGUGCGUGGACACGGCGCGCCCCUUCCAGGUGGAGGCCGCGUUCCCCGUGGACGACAAAGGCUCGCUCGUGGCCAUGGAGGUGACGCUGUCCCAGCCGGGCAAGCCGUGCAACGUGUCCGUGCGCCUUGGCUCGUACGACGGCAUGGCCGAGCUCUCGCGCGCCCUCGAAGCCGGCAUGACGCCGAUCGUGAGCUACUGGAGCGCGAACGACAUGUUGUGGAUGGACGGCAAGGGCGCCGACGGCAAGGGCCCGUGCGCCGUGGACGACGUCAAGGCGUGCAGCGAGACGGUCACGUUCCACAACUUCUCCGUGGCCCCCAUCGUCGUCCCCCCGCCGCGGGCCACGCAUUCGCAGAGCAAUGCUUCUUCGGGGCCCGCGGCGUCGACGGCGGCGGCGCCGAAGGCGCACGCGGCCGUCGCUUGCCCUGGCGAGUUCGACAUGCCAGGCUACGGGUCGGUGCAGCUCAUCCCGACCGGCUGGGCUGACCCGGAGGGCCUCAAGCCCGUGGACGUGACCGGGCGUGGGGAGCUCGUGGCCCACAUGGACGGGCGCGCCUACUUUGCCGACGAGUGCACGGCGGGGAAGUACGACAACACGCAGUAUCUUGCCCUCGAUCUCCUGGGGAAGGUGCUGAGCUACAGCGUUGACCUCUCAGGGGCGGGUUGCGGCUGCAACGCGGCGUUCUACCUCACCUCCAUGCGCCAGAACGCGGCACCGUCGCAGUGCUCCGAUCACUACUGCGACGCCAACAACGUUUGCGGCGAGUCGUGCGCCGAGAUCGACAUCCAGGAGGCCAACCAGCUGGCCUGGCACUCCACGCUCCACACCGCGACCGACGCGAGCGGGGUGGGCGGGGGCUACGGCGGGGGCGACAGCUGGACGGGCCCGAGGGACUGGGGCUCCGCAGAGUACGGCGAAGGCGCCAGGUGCGUGGACACGGCGCGCCCCUUCCAGGUGGAGGCCGCGUUCCCCGUGGACGACAAAGGCUCGCUCGUGGCCAUGGAGGUGACGCUGUCCCAGCCGGGCAAGCCGUGCAACGUGUCCGUGCGCCUUGGCUCGUACGACGGCAUGGCCGAGCUCUCGCGCGCCCUCGAAGCCGGCAUGACGCCGAUCGUGAGCUACUGGAGCGCGAACGACAUGUUGUGGAUGGACGGCAAGGGCGCCGACGGCAAGGGCCCGUGCGCCGUGGACGACGUCAAGGCGUGCAGCGAGACGGUCACGUUCCACAACUUCUCCGUGGCCCCCAUCGUCGUCCCCCCGCCGCGGGCCACGCAUUCGCAGAGCAAUGCUUCUUCGGGGCCCGCGGCGUCGACGGCGGCGGCGCCGAAGGCGCACGCGGCCGUCGCUUGCCCUGGCGAGUUCGACAUGCCAGGCUACGGGUCGGUGCACUCAUCCCGACCGGCUGGGCUGACCCGGAGGGCCUCAAGCCCGUGGACGUGA
Molecule: messenger RNA, 1827 nt
Organism: Prorocentrum cordatum
Lineage: Eukaryota; Dinophyceae; Prorocentrales; Prorocentraceae
Source: the annotation of a GenBank genome assembly